Messenger RNA from Aedes albopictus (Asian tiger mosquito), 2983 nucleotides. RefSeq names its product leucine-rich repeat neuronal protein 3-like. Gene Ontology annotation, cellular component: extracellular matrix. The record is from RefSeq and is a predicted model, not a curated record. Bases 203 to 1813 code for a protein of 536 amino acids. Gene Ontology annotation, molecular function: protein binding. The transcript has a single exon. NCBI's taxonomy places the organism in Eukaryota, Metazoa, Arthropoda, Insecta, Diptera, Culicidae.
UUCUUUGUGAUCGUUCGGUUGCGUUUACUCCGAUGGACCGGGAUGGCGUUGCACUUCUUAAAAAGGACAUGCGUCCAAGCGAGGGAGUUUAGUUUUCAGUUUCGUUUCGUGUAGUGCAGUUGUGCAUCUUGAGAUAGGUUGGGAAGUUGAAGUUUUGGAAAGUGCAUUGGAUGCAAGAAGAAAGAUCAAAUAAGAGACCGCAAUGAAAGUGAUAAUCGUGAGUGUGUUGAUCGUGGCGCUUUUGGCGCCACAAAUGACGAACGCUAUUUCGUUUUGCCCCAAUCGGUGCGUGUGUGACGACGUUAAACUGCACGUGACUUGCGGUGAAGGGGAGUUGGAUGUGCUACCGAUCGCGUUGAAUCCGGCUAUCCAGCGGUUGGUGAUUAAGUUUAAUCGAAUCAAGGCGAUCGAUUCGUCGAUCCAGUUUUACUCGGAGCUCACGAUGUUGGAUCUGAGCUACAAUCACCUGCUCGGAGUUCCGGAACGUAUUUUCAUGUACCAGAAGCAGUUAUUGCAACUUCACUUGAACAACAACAAAAUCGGAGUGAUCAACAACAAAACAUUCCAUGGAUUGGAAGAAUUGAGGGUGCUGAAUCUGCGAGGAAAUUUUAUGAACGAGUUGACGGAGAACAUGUUUACCACUCUGCCAAAACUGGAGGAGUUGAACUUGGGUCAAAAUCGCAUCGAAGUGCUACAUCCCAAAUCAUUCGAGAGUCUGACGAAUUUGAGGAUCUUGCAUUUGGACGACAACUCGAUCAAUAUGAUCCCAAGUUUGUCACUUAGCCCUCUGAAGAUGCUCGCUGAGUUAUAUCUCGGUCUGAACACUUUGAAUCAGAUCCAACCAAGAGCAUUCGAAGGAUUACGGCAGUUGAGACGUCUGGAUGUACGAGGAUCCAUGUUGAUCAACGUUACGAUCGACACCUUUCGUGGCCUGGAGAACUUACGGUCAUUAGAUGUGUCUGACAACCACUUGCUCAAAGUUCCCACGGUUCAGUUGAGUGGAUUGAAGCGUUUGGAGGAGCUGAAGAUUGGGCAGAACGAUUUCGACAUCAUCCCAGAAGGUGCUUUUUACGGAUUGUUCAACUUGCGCAAGAUCGAUAUAUCAGGUUCUCUGAAUUUGCAACGAAUUCAGGCGGGUGCUUUUUCGGGCAACACAAAUCUCGACACGAUUGUGAUCGCAUCCAACAAGAUCUUAUCGGACGUUGAGGAAGGAGCGUUCUCUGGACUUCCCCACAUCGAGAACGUGAUCCUACGAGACAAUGCCAUCCGAAGUGUACGUGAAGAAUUGCUCCCGUGGAAGCAGCUGCGCAAUUUCGACAUUUCCGAGAACCCCCUAGUUUGCAACUGUCAUCUUCAAUGGCUGAGAAAUUUACUGAAACAAAAACCAAUCGAAACCGAGCAAAGCCAGAUUAUCUGUGAGUAUCCAGAACGUCUACGAGGAGAAGCUCUGCGGGAGAUCAGCUCUGAGCUCUUGGGAUGCCAUCAACGCCUGUCUCACGAUAGAGCUGUGGUUGGAGCAAUUCUUGUGGCAUCGGCCGCUUCAGUAGCGACUUUCGUUUUAGUUGCUUAUCGUCUACGUCAUCGUUUGGUUGACAUGCUCGGACCAAAUUGGCACAAUAAACGCAACACUCUCAAAGAGGAAAAGGAGCUGAAGUUUGGAAAGUGUUUCGAGGAAAUUGAGUAUCAUCAACCGAAUUUCAACGUCUACAGUUACCACUGCCAACAUCAAGUUCAACAACAUCUACCAACGUGUCCAGUACGUUCCUACGACCACCACAUCUACGAAAUGCCGAUUCCAGUUUCCGACCUUUGAAGCCUCCAUCGUCAAAAGGACCAUUCCGGUCAUGGACAAUCAUCAUGUUGACUCGCGCUCACUGGAGGGCCUGACUUCCGGUCUUCAUUUUGCAUGCUUGACCCCGGAUUGCUCGAAGGCUUGAUUUAGAAGCAGCGGCUAGCCAUUUCCGUGCGCCAUCUUCGGCCGGCGUUGGGUAUCCCGUCUCGAGAAUUUGAAUAUUACUGUUCAUCAUAAAACGGGGGGACCUCAGCUCGCCUCGGCAAAGUGUGUCCGACCCAACGGGGACGACGAAGAAAGAGGAACACGAGAAAAUAAAUGAGUUCAUUUAUUUAUUUUAAAAACAAUCAUAAAAGUUUUCUUCAUUUUGCUAUCACCAUCCGUUUGCCACCGGGUUUUUCAUCGUUUGCUUCGUGUAUUUGACCAUUGUCCUUCUUGCCUGUGGCCGUUUAAUCCUGGUCUUCCUCGGUUUCUGACCUUUUUUUCUCUAUUGACCAUCAAGAAGUCCCUUUUUACUGGGACAAGAUUUAUGUCGCAUUUUCCCUGCUGAGACGGUUCUGUCCAAGAGUGUGUGAAAUUUUCGGCCAUGCUUUCGUUUUUUAACACUCCUCACAAAUCCGAAAAAAGUCCAGCUCAGAUCACCACUCGCUGAUACUACACAUCAGAGAGCUAGGAUUCCAUCCAGCUACUACUGUAGAUAAAAAGAGAACGAAAUCCCCGUUUCAAGAUUCGGCUCGGAUGGGAAUUUCUCACACGCCUAUUAUCCUUCCAGCAGCGAGAAGCGCUGGUAGGUCCUAUACCCGAAGCUUGCUGGAGUGGAUUCACAUUACACAGAGCCUUCAGAACGGCACUUCUCGCUGCUGGUCGUGCAGCACAAAAGAGGUCCUUUUUCCUCGCUUUGUGCCAUUGUACAAGUGAGCCUGAGAGAUUUGCUCGGAGAUUGCUUUUCGAUUGCAUUGCGUGCCACCCCGCACCUUCAGAAUCGCCCCUUGAACGGUUGCCCUCCAAAUGAACCAGAAAGCAAAAGAAAUCGACGAGAGUUUGUUGAUGGCUGGUGUAAGGACCCAUCAAGUAGCAACGAUGACGACGACGAAAUUACGACAAAAGAAGAAAUAAUUCAAACCCAUCAGAUUAGUCCGGGGGUUGGAAAACAACCUGUUCGAAGGUUUUCAUUUCUGUUCGGGUUUUUUU